GCAGCCGCCGCUCUCCGGGCCCGGUGCCCUGCUCCUUCCCUUCCCCUUACGGCCUGAGGUGGACGCAGCCAUGGCUCCGGCCGCUGACCGGCAGGGUUACUGGGGCCCUCCGACCUCCACCUUGGAGUGGUGCGAGGAGAACUACGCCGUCUCCUACUACAUCGCCGAGUUCUGGAACACAGUGAGUAACCUGAUUUUCAUUCUACCUCCACUCUAUGGUGCGAUUCAGACCCAUAAAGAUGGCCUUGAAAAACGCUAUUUAGCUGCGUAUUUGUGUCUUACAGCUGUGGGACUGGGAUCUUGGUGCUUCCACAUGACCCUGAAGUAUGAAAUGCAGCUGUUGGAUGAGCUGCCAAUGAUAUACAGUUGUUGUGUGUUUGUCUACUGCCUGUAUGAAUGUUUCAAGUACAAGAAUACAGUCAAUUAUCCACUGCUUUUCUUGUUAAUAACAUACAGCUUCGUAGUCAGCAUAGUUUACUUGAAUUUGAAAGAGCCUGUAUUCCAUCAGAUCAUGUAUGGAACGCUAGUUUCCAUUAUAGUUCUACGAUCUGUUUAUAUAGUGUUAUGGGUAUACCCAUGGCUUAGAGGUCUAGGCUAUACAUCUUUAACUGUAUUUUUAAUGGGAUUUUUUCUCUGGAAUGUGGACAACAUUUUCUGUGAUAAAUUGAGAGCACUGAGAGAGAAGAUGCCUCCUGUUGUGGGAGCUGUGACGCAGUUUCAUGCAUGGUGGCAUAUUCUCACAGGCCUGGGCUCCUACCUUCAUAUCCUACUAAGUUUAUACACAAGGACACUUUUCCUGAAACACAGGCCAAAGGUGAAGUUUGUCUUUGGAAUCUGGCCUAUUCUUCUUGUGGAACCACCCAAGAAGCUUUGACUGAGACCCAAGCAGUCACCUGCCAUCACCUAGCCUGGCUGAAUAAAGAGAUUCAACAGUUCCUAUGGCUGAAGUGUCAACCUUAUGGAUCAAUUCAAGUACCAUUGCUACAAAAGGACUUCUCUGUGUUCCCAGGCCAACACAGAGCAAAGAGUUGACACGCUAGGGAAAUAAUGUUUAGUACAGCUUUAUUCUAAGUUGUUAAAACAAAGAUUGAGACACAAAUAUUUUUUAUGUAUAUAUUGUAUAGCUGAUGAUACUGAGCUAAUAUUUCGUGCUGGUCACAGAAAACUAACCAUUUUUGAAGUGGAAUUGCAGAUGUUUUUCAUUCAGUUGUUCUUUUCUGUGGUUGAAACUAAUAUUAGUAACUGAAUGACAAAGGCAGGCCAUCGAUGGCCAAGCUGAGCAGUUGUGUGGCCUGUAGUGAGCUGAAUGCUUAACCUGAACUACUUUAAUCUUGCACUUUUAUACAACUAAUGAAGUAUGUAAUGAUUGAUUUAGAGCUUUAUUCUAUCCUGCUUUUCCACAGCCUCCUUUGCCAUUUAUAUUUGAAGCAAAGCGGUUGGGAUACCUGUGCCAUUUAGUUCCUUUUGUACCAAGCUUCCAUUUUCUCUUUAGUCCAGCUGAAUACAUCAUGGAAGAUGUUUCAAAGUGACCAGCAGAAGACGCUUAAGAUGGUGAAGCAUUAUAAGGGUUCUUGUUUGUGUGUGGAAACUGAGUUCCUCCUUUGUUUGACCAGUGAUCCACCAGGAGACUGCAGGGUGACUGUAUUAACACAAGCAGCACUUUUGUUAUGUUUUAUAAAUAUUACUUCCAUGCCUUUUCUACCAUACUUUUUUACUCCCCACAUCCCAUUCAUACCACAGAUUGACAAACACCUUCAGUGUGUGCUUUGAAUUCAUCUCUUCCCCUUAUUUGACAAGUCUUAAAUACUGGUCUGACUUUCAGAAGCAUCUUCAUAAUCAGACAUACUGAAGAAAGAGUAAAGAACAAGGUGGAUGGAUGAAAUUGGCAGCACUUUGCUUCCUCUUCAUCUGUCCAUCACAUGGUUACUGUAUGGAAAGUUGACCACGUUUUUGGAGACCAAGGUUGGGGGAUUAAUGGAGGGGAGAAACUCACUGGUUUGUGCCAUUUUAUCUACCCAGAUGAUGAAAAUUAGUAAGAAAGCAUAAAAAAAACAUUGAGCUAACACAGUUCUUCUAAAUGUUAUACCUCAUUUUGGAGGCUGUGGGUUUGACUUCAGAUCCUGGGACAACUGUCCCACAGAGUCUUAUCUCUGGGUCUGUUAGCUGCCAUGCUAUGCUGUUGCUCUCUGCUUUUGAUGCUCUGAGAGAUUUAUCCUUCUUGCCAUGAAGGAAUAAAAGGGAAAUGCUCAGACUCACCAGAAACCCCACUUGAUAUUGAUUUAAAUCAUGCCCAAAGCAGCAAAGCAUGGGAUUAUAGCUACAGCUGUCUCCCAGAUCACAAAGUCCUGGCUGUUGUACAAUCAGUGCUGAUUCAAAUGGUCUCCUCCAUUAAUGUCUCCUCCUUUAAUGUCUUUUUCUCCUGUUUGCAGCUCAGCUGCAUCUUCUGUGUCCAUCAGGAGCGCUGCCACUGAUGUGGAUCUCCAAAUAGAAUCACUGCUUUUCUUACAUGACUGACCCUGGGCUCUUGGGAUCAAAUAGACCCAAACUCAGGUCUAGAAAAAGAUACAUAACCUUGAGUGACUUCAGUGAGCUUUAAGCACGUGCUGAGAGCAGCACAUUUCAACCUAGAAAACACUACAAAGACUCCUGAAGGAUAACGGUAGAACAGAUUUGUUGUCUGUAGGCUCCAGUUCCAUAGCCAAGGUCAGCAUCUGUGUGUGAUCUUCAGACAGAAAGAGGUCGGAAUUAGAGCACAGAGGAAGGAAAAUGCUGCCUUGGAUCAAGUGUCUUUAUUUAUAUGUUUUGUAAAGAGAUUUGAGAACUGUUCUAAAAAUGUAGCUGAAAAAGAAGUGCCUGCCUAUUCCUCUCCAGGCUCUCAAGCAUGCUUCUGCACACUGCAUCUGAUUGUCUUAUUUAGUCUAUAUUUAGUUUACAUGUUUUCCUAAGUUAGGGAAAGAGUCCCAUAACAGGGACAUUGCAACAAGACACAUCAAUAGUCACUUGUGACAUCUGCUAAAGAUGGGAUUAUCCUUAAGAAUAUGAACAAACCCUUUAUUUUAGUGGCCUUAGUUUUGUUACUGGAGGAUGUGGGGGCUCUGGUUGGUUUCCCUGUAAAUCAGGAAGCAGAUCAUGCUGAAAAGCCACUUUAUUAUUGAUAAAGCAUCUCUAUAAUGGUUUAUAUUAAAGAAGUUUAUUGAUUUUCCUACACAUUUGCAACUAGAAAGUGUAUUUUUCCCCCAGAUCCUGUUGAAUUAUCAGGGUUUCAGAAACAAAGGUGGAAAAGCUCUUGUUUGAAUUUCAUGUUGCUGUUAGCUUUUCAUUCAAGUAUUGUCACUGAUGGUUUUAUCUUUAAAAAGAAGUAUUAUGCA
Molecule: messenger RNA, 3368 nt
Organism: Melopsittacus undulatus (budgerigar)
Lineage: Eukaryota; Metazoa; Chordata; Aves; Psittaciformes; Psittaculidae
Gene: ACER3
Product: alkaline ceramidase 3
Exons: 11
Coding region: 71-874 (267 amino acids)
Biological process (GO): ceramide metabolic process; phytosphingosine biosynthetic process
Cellular component (GO): endoplasmic reticulum membrane
Source: RefSeq, a predicted model, not a curated record